CCAGCAGCUCAGGAGGAGGGACGCACCAACCCAGCUGGCCAUAUUGCACAGCAGCUCCGCGCAAAUCGGCUGCGUCACAUCUAGAGAAAUACGCACACGCAGCAAGGCUGGAACGCUAAAAGCCAAGGGUUCAAAACGCGCCUCCGCUGAGCUGCGAAAAAUGGUGAAACUGGGGAAUAAUUUCGCCGAGAAAAAUAACGGGAAGGUGAUUUCUGAGGAUGGCUUUGACACCAUCCCUCUCAUCACACCGUUAGAUGCCAGCCAGCUGCAGUUCCCCCCACCUGAUAAGGUGGUUGUGAAGACAAAGGCAGAUUAUGAUGGUGAGAACAAGAAAGGAAAGCUACGGUCCCCUAAAAUUGCAGAGUUCUCCAUAAGCAUCAUCGAAGGUGUCUCUGAGCGGCUCAAAGUGACCCUGCUGGUGAUCUGUGCUCUGGCUUUCCUGGUGUGUGUGGUUUUCCUGGUCGUCUAUAAGAUCUACCAGUAUGAGCAGCCGUGUCCUGACAGCUUCGUUUAUGUGCAAGGCCGCUGCGUGCCGAUCGGACUUUACGGCAACUAUCCCCCUCAGGGUCCCGGGGGACGUGGGCACCUCUUUACCUUCAUCAACCGCUACAACAUUGCCAAGCAGACCAUCACUCGGUCAGUAUCUCCAUGGGUGACCAUCAUGUCUGAGGAGAAGGUAACCCAGCAAGAAAUGGAGACGGCCGAGAAGCUGGCCUGAACCUUGAUCGGAUCAGGAGGCGGCCUCGGAGAAAAAAAUGAAUAACAUGGCUGUGCCAUUCAGGCAAAACUCAAUUCCAGUCGCUUUAUGUGGGUGAAAAAAAUUAAUAAAAAAAUCAAACAACAAAAAAUCCAUCUCAUCUUGCCUGAGGUGCUCUGCUGCCUUGUUGAUGUAGUUUGGUCAGCUGAUGUGUACAGUAGCUGGAAAUCUAUGGAAGUUAUGAGCAUGUUCUCAGCACAGCGAGGCCCAGUUUAAUGGAUUCACAAUUUGUAUGAAUAGCAUAUGUUUAUUUAUUUAUUUUCAUGACGUAACAGCGUGGCUGACAUGUAGAAAAAGGCCACAGAAACAUGCGCUCUGUAUUUGUACAUACACAUACAUGAAGCAACUCACUUAAGGACUGAGAUUGUUCGCCAUUUCAGUCCGCGUCGCUUGUUUGAGCGCACAACUCGGACCCAAAAGCAGUCGGUUCGCUUUGAAUCUCGGCUUCGAGUUCUCACAAAGUUAGUGGCAUCGAUUUUAUCUGUGCAGAAAUGUUUUAAUGUCAUAUUGUGAAACGUUCAGCCUUGACCUAACAGAAAUGUACCAGCAAAAGAAAUAUUUUAAACGGUGUUUUCUUUGAGUCCACUCAAAAGGACUGAUUAAUGAUUGUUCCCAUUAUUUAUGGACUCCUUAUGCUUUUCUUUGCUGGCUAAUGUAUAGCGCAUUCAUUACUUUUAAUAGCACAUUUUUAAAGCUGUUGUAUUGACUGUUUUCUUUCAAAGUGAAGACGCUGUAAUGUCCGGCGCUGACCAUUAAUUGCCGUCACCACGGAUGAUGGCGGUCGGCAGCCAUCACAAACCAGUUUUAGCCUGAUGUAGUGGAACUAUCUGAAUUUAGUGGCUCGUGCUGUUGCUUUUCUUUUUUACCCCCCACCCCAUCUUCUCUGUAUUUGCAUUUUGACUUGAACCACCCCAAUAUAUGUAUCUUAUUUUCCAAGCAAUGUGAUGACUACCAUCAAAGUGCAUUUGCUACAUGAAAAUGUAUAAUGAACAAUUGAAAUAAAGUGUUUUUAUUUCAAACUGA
Messenger RNA from Cyprinodon variegatus (sheepshead minnow), 1780 nucleotides. RefSeq names its product neuron-specific protein family member 1 (gene nsg1). Gene Ontology annotation, cellular component: membrane; endosome. Gene Ontology annotation, biological process: clathrin coat assembly; G protein-coupled dopamine receptor signaling pathway; endosomal transport. NCBI's taxonomy places the organism in Eukaryota, Metazoa, Chordata, Actinopteri, Cyprinodontiformes, Cyprinodontidae. Gene Ontology annotation, molecular function: clathrin light chain binding. Bases 161 to 718 code for a protein of 185 amino acids. The transcript is spliced from 5 exons. The record is from RefSeq and is a predicted model, not a curated record.